Adineta ricciae is the source of this 888-nucleotide messenger RNA. The record is from the annotation of a GenBank genome assembly. Lineage: Eukaryota; Metazoa; Rotifera; Eurotatoria; Adinetida; Adinetidae.
AUGAAGUCUAUACUUUUAUUAUCUCUUUCAAUCGUUAUCAAUCAGUCAUUAGCCAAGAAUUCACAUACAAUAGUUUUAUCGAUUUUCUACAACGCGCGAUAUCUAUGUGUUGAUCCGCAAUGUUCACCAUUUACAACUGUUGUCACACCAAGUUUAAGAUCUUGCCAAUCAGCUUGUUUAAUCAAUACAGAUUGUCGGACAGCGAUCUUUGAUCAAUCAAAUCAUCAAUGUGACCUAUUCAUUGAUAUUGUUCGACAAUAUGGUCAAAUGAUAACAAAUGAAAAUGUUGUAACUAUGACUGCAAUUGAUAAUCGACAACUAUCAGCUAUAAGCGAAAGAAACUGGAUCAUGAAUGGUGAUGCAGAAACGGGUCCAUGUGCAUCAGAUAGUAGUGUUGUAAGUCCAACUGAUUGGAAUCAUAAUGGAACAGUCACACAGGUAUACUAUAACAAUCCAUCCUCAUCUCAACUAACUACCGACCCUGGACCAAGUGAUCGUGGUAAUUGUCAUUUCUAUGGCCAAAUCAGUUCCACGACAACGAUGUGGCAAAAACGCAACUUCACAAGUUAUUUUUAUUCUCUCAUCGAUAAUCUAACAGUUCGGUUCAAUUUUUCAGCCUGGAUCGGUGGUUAUAGCUAUCAAGAUGACUAUGCUCAAGUAUUUCUGAUGUUUUUCAACCAAUCAAAUCAAAUGAUUGGCAAUAUUACGGUCAUUGGACCAGUACGAGCGUCAGAUCGUGGUGAUAUAACUUCACUCCUUUUUCGACAAGCAAAUGGGUCUGUGCCAAGUGGCACUCGUUCUUUUGAGACUUUCGUUCAGUUCAUUCGCACGAGCGGCACGUAUCAUAAUGGUGCUAUCGAUAAUAUUGUUCUUAUUCUGUACAAAUAA